AUGGAUGAUAAUUCACCAAACAACUGCUCCAUAAGCUCUGAUCCUGAAAUUGGUGGUGGUGGGGACCUCUCCGGCACGCAGAUCUCUAAUACGGAUAAUAUCAUGAGUUUCGUAUAUUCAAAUUGGGAGAACAUUGUAUUAGCCUACCAAUCACUUGGAGUAGUGUAUGGAGACUUGGGAACUUCUCCGGUGAAUGUAUUCUCCGCGACAAGCUUCACUAAUCUCCGUGAAGACGACCUUCUGGGAACCUUGAGCCUUAUCAUAUGGACUCUGACCUUGUUGGUGUUGAUCAAAUAUGUGUUCAUCGUGAUGCAUGCAAACGAUCAUGGAGAGGGUGGAACCUUUGCUCUCUACUCAUAUAUUCGGCGUCAUAUUAAUUUUACGACCAAUUUCACCAUUCGCAACGCCAGAGUGGAUUCGAGAACCCCUUCUUCGACUAGGGUUAAGGGUUUUAUUGAGAGGAGCACUUGUGCUCAAAAUUUUCUCACUAUUAUUGUGCUAUUGGGAACUUGCAUGGUUAUUGGAGAUGGAGCUCUUACUCCUGCAACUUGUGUUCUUUCAGCCCUUCAAGGAAUUCAGUCGCGCUCUUCCAAGAUCACACAAGAACAUGUAGUGUGGAUAUCAGUAAUUCUUUUGGUAAUCUUAUUUCUCUUCCAAAGUUAUGGGACUAGCAAAGUAAGCUUCUUAUUCUCUCCAAUAAUGCUAAUUUGGUUUGCUACCAAUGUUUCAAUUGGAGUUUACAACAUCAUCAACUAUAAUCCAUCCAUUCUCAAAGCUAUCUCACCACACUACAUUGUCAAAUUCUUGAUGGCCAACACCAAGACCGCCUAUGAUCUCCUCGGAACCGUUUUCUUGAGCAUCACAGGAGCUGAGGCAAUGUUUGCAGAUUUGGGGCACUUCAACAAAAGGGGUAUCCAGUUCGGCUUCUCUUUCGUGGUUUAUCCGUCGUUGAUAGUGACGUAUGCUGGCCAAACGGCUUAUCUAAUGAAGCACCCUGAAAACAUCGUUGAUGCCUACUACAGUUCUGUUCCGAAUCCUGUAUACUGGCCGAUGUUCGUUAUCUCCACACUAGCCGCGGUUGUUUCAAGCCAAUCCAUGAUCUCCGCAUGCUUCUCCAUCGUGAAGCAGUCGCUCGAGCUUGACUGCUUCCCUAGGGUUAGCAUAAUCCACACAUCCUCCAAGCACCAAGGCCAAGUGUACUCCCCUGAGAUCAACUACAUUCUCAUGAUACUCACCGUUGGACUUGUUGUCGGAUUCAAAGGCGGAGUCGAGCUCGCCAAUGCGUACGGUGUCGUGGUGAUAUGGGUUAUGAUCAUAACCACGUUUCUCAUGAGUCUGGUGAUGCUGACCAUUUGGAAAAUGAACGCGGUUGUCGUGCUAGGGUUUUUUGUUCCUUACGUCGUAAUGGAGGGGGCAUUCAUGACGUCGUUGCUCCAGAAGAUCCCGCAAGGGGGGUGGGUGCCGUUCGCCAUAUCGGCACUCUUCAUGGUCGUGAUGAUGUCGUGGAAGUACGGAAGGAGCAAGAAGACGACGUACGAAGCCCAUAACAAAAUGAGCGUGACGGAGCUAGACGAUGCUUUGUCCGGCAGCAACGGCUUUUGCCGGACUCCAGGUGUUUGCUUUUUCUUUACGGAUCUCGUUUACGGCAUCCCGCCCAUCAUCCGCCACUACAUCCAGCAAACGAACUCGGUGCGUGAGAUCAUGGUCCUCGUCACCAUCAGGACUUUGCCAAUCAAAACCAUCACACCCACCGAGCGUCUCUAUGUCCAGAAGCUAGGGCGCUACGGGGUGUACCAAUGUUUGAUUCAGUUCGGGUAUAAGGAUGCGGAGGACAUGAAUGGAGCGGAAUAUGCUGAUUCAAUAGUGGCGAAGAUUCAGAGUGCGGUGAAGAGAGGGAUCGUGUUUGUCACCAGAAGGACUAUUCUCAAGGCGAACAAGAAGAGUGGGAUGCUUGCACGGUUCACCAUUGAUUAUCUGUAUAGGUUUCUGCAGAAGAACAGCAGGUCCGCAUUUCCCAUGCUCCAAACCCCGUCCCAAGCAACGAUGCAAGUCGGAAUGCUGUAUGAAUUCUAA
Salvia hispanica is the source of this 2073-nucleotide messenger RNA. NCBI's taxonomy places the organism in Eukaryota, Viridiplantae, Streptophyta, Magnoliopsida, Lamiales, Lamiaceae. The record is from RefSeq and is a predicted model, not a curated record.